UAAAAUCCUCUUUUCCACAGCCCCCACGAAAUAGAUGUCCACCAAUUCUGCAGCCUCCCAAUUUUGGAUCCAUUUAUUGCACUUCCUCGACUCCAGCAACACCACCAACCCAUUCCUAUUCCCAUUUCCAAGAAAAACCAAAGGGACAACUUUCAUUCCCAUAAGCUGACAUGUCUUUCACCAUUACGCUACAGCUCACCACCGCAACACACGCAUAUUGCAAUGCAACAUUCAAGAAAAAUUCGUACUUUUCCAAAUUUCAAUCAAAACCAAUCUACCACAGUAACCCUUUAAUCCAAGUACUAUCUUUUCAAGAAAAGAUGAGUUCUUUACCCUUUUCGUCACCAAAAGGCAAUGGUACAAUCAAGAGUUCGUUGAUUGAUCCAGAUGGGGGCUCAUUGGUGGAUCUUGUGGUGCCUGAGAGCCAAAGGGCUGCUAAGAUUUCAGAGGCUGAGUCAAUGCCAAAGGUGAAACUCACAAAAAUUGAUCUCGAGUGGGUUCACGUGAUUAGUGAAGGUUGGGCUAGUCCACUCCGGGGGUUUAUGAGAGAAAAUGAGUAUUUGCAGAGCUUGCAUUUCAAUUGCUUAAGAUUGAAAGAUGGGUCCGUGGUUAACAUGUCCCUUCCUAUUGUAUUGGCAAUUGAUGAUGAGACAAAGGAAAAGAUUGGGGGGUCGACUGAUGUUGCACUGACUGGGCCUAAUGAUGCUUUGGUUGGCAUUCUUAGAAGGAUUGAAAUAUACAAGCAUCAUAAAGAAGAGAGAAUUGCCAGAACAUGGGGAACUAUUGCUCCAGGAUUACCUUAUGUUGAGGAGGUAAUUACUUCAGCUGGGAAUUGGCUUGUUGGUGGAGAUCUGGAAGUGUUAGAGCCUAUCAUAUAUAAUGAUGGUCUUGAUCGCUACAGGCUAUCCCCCCAACAACUACGCAAAGAAUUUGAUCACCGUCAGGCAGAUGCAGUUUUUGCUUUUCAGCUGAGGAAUCCUGUGCAUAAUGGCCAUGCUUUGCUUAUGAAUGAUACUCGCAGGAGACUUCUGGCAAUGGGGUAUAAAAAUCCAAUUCUUUUGCUUCAUCCUUUGGGAGGUUUCACAAAGGCUGAUGAUGUGCCAUUGGAUGUUCGAAUGGAACAGCAUAGCAAGGUCCUUGAAGAUGGAGUUCUUGAUCCUGCGACAACUGUAGUGGCCAUAUUCCCCUCCCCUAUGCAUUAUGCCGGACCAACUGAAGUACAAUGGCAUGCAAAGGCACGCAUAAAUGCUGGUGCCAACUUUUACAUUGUCGGACGUGAUCCAGCUGGUAUGGGGCACCCAACAGAAAAGAGAGACUUGUAUGAUCCUGAUCAUGGGAAGAAAGUUCUAAGCAUGGCCCCUGGUCUGGAAAAAUUGAACAUUUUGCCAUUCAGGGUGGCAGCAUAUGAUACUGUAGAGAGACGGAUGGCCUUUUUUGACCCAUCACGUGCUAAAGAUUUUCUUUUCAUCUCUGGAACCAAGAUGCGGGCUUAUGCCAGAAACGGAGAGAAUCCUCCUGAUGGAUUCAUGUGUCCUGGAGGGUGGGAGGUCUUGGUCAAGUACUACAAGAGCCUCCAAGCUCAGGAGGCUGAUGAAAAGCCGACAGUGCUGUCUGCUUAAAUUAGUUUUAUUGGAAAUAGUAGCAACGCGUGGUAACAUUGAAGUUUUCUGGAUGACCAUUCAAACCUAGAGGCAGUAUCCAAUUGCGGAUUGAAAACGAAGAUUGAGCAAUUUAUACAUCAGUGGCUUGCGCUCCUUUUCUUUGGAGUUUGACAUCAGCUAAUGUUUAGUUAUUUCCUUUAGUUGGCCUAAAAUGCAGGGAUUUAUGUCUAUUGUUAAUUGAUUUGAUAUAAAGGAGUUUUAGCUAAUUGCUCUCUCUCCUUUUAAUGGAGAUGCUGUGUAGUAUUUCACUAGUUAAUGAUAAAGCUUAGCAUCGGAUCGACACAGGGGCUGUGCGAGGUACUGUUCGUAAGCUCCUUCGAGCAUCAAAAGAGAAAAAAGAAAAGUGUUAAGUAAGAGUCGAGUCCAAGUGAUGACAAUCAAUUCUUCCACCUGUUUUGACUUCAUCACUUUAGACAGGCUUUCACGCUGUUGGAGAUUGGUAGUGUAAGUUGCUAUGACAAAUUAAAAAUGGCUUUGUUUCCAACCUUUA
Molecule: messenger RNA, 2151 nt
Organism: Coffea eugenioides
Lineage: Eukaryota; Viridiplantae; Streptophyta; Magnoliopsida; Gentianales; Rubiaceae
Product: ATP sulfurylase 2
Exons: 5
Coding region: 171-1619 (482 amino acids)
Biological process (GO): sulfate assimilation
Molecular function (GO): adenylylsulfate kinase activity; sulfate adenylyltransferase (ATP) activity
Source: RefSeq, a predicted model, not a curated record